AUGGCUCCUUCGGGUGCAGCCUCGCCUCCCGACGACAAGCGUAAGCUCUUCGGCCUACCCCAAGAGCUCCGAGAUAUCAUCUUCGAUUACGCGUAUCCGCGUCUGGAGGGUGUCGAACUUAUCGCCAAAAGCUCCUGGGAUCAGCGCGAGCACAUCGAAAACAUGGUGGAAGCCACUCACACCAUCCGACCUUUCCCGCCAUUCAAAGUCAACGAGUUUCUGGUCAGCAAAGCCUUCUUCGCCGCAGCAGCGGCAGCCUACGUCGGAAACCAAGCAAUAGACCCUCACGUUGCGGCACAAUCGUGCUCUAGCGAAUGGGGAAAACGCAGCCUGACGAACAUCCUGUACGCCUAUGGCAAGCAUCUCCACAAAGCAUCGACACGUGUUUCCUACUUGGAAAAAUUCCCAAAGCUUCAGUCUAUCAGCAUUACGAUUACGCCUUGGUCUUUCCGCGGCAACAAGAGGAUAAUACUGGGUGUUAUGGACGACGACAGCAUCAGAGAGAUGGCUCUGUACAAAGAAAUGACUCAAAUUCGUGGACUGCAGAGCUUCGAGGUGAUCGGUUUUCCUCUACAGCAUGGUGACCCUCGGAACACAGCAUGGCAGGCCAACGCGCGGCGCCUCGGGGAGUUGGCGCGAAUCAUCGUGACACAGCCAAAGCAACCAGCAACGAAAGACGAUCCAGAGGGGUUCGAGGAGCAGGAGGCGGAGUGGAAAACGCCGGAAAUUCGUCCACGGUACGAAGAACAGGAUUUGGAUCUGGUCAACGGUCCUGAAGAAGAGACCCCGGGAGUCUUCAAACGCGUGCUCCGCGUGAUCAAGGACUUUGGAGCAAGAUUCAGACCGUUUCGCAAGACCGCCAAGCUGCCGGCCAAAGAAGCCACCAUCAGACACUUGCUUCGCCAGGUCGACGCAACCCAUACGCACAUCUCCGCCGCGGACAUACCAGAUUCUAAAGAGGCUAUCCUGCGGAUGCUGUUUGAUCAACCUGGCGAAGUACUUGCAUGGAUGAUGGAUGCGAAGAUGAUAUUGGAUUAG
Messenger RNA from Lecanosticta acicola, 1038 nucleotides. The record is from the annotation of a GenBank genome assembly. NCBI's taxonomy places the organism in Eukaryota, Fungi, Ascomycota, Dothideomycetes, Mycosphaerellales, Mycosphaerellaceae.